Adineta steineri is the source of this 972-nucleotide messenger RNA. NCBI's taxonomy places the organism in Eukaryota, Metazoa, Rotifera, Eurotatoria, Adinetida, Adinetidae. The record is from the annotation of a GenBank genome assembly.
AUGUUUCAACAAAUUCCUCUUAUUGAUUUUGGUCCUUUUCUUAAUGGAACAGACGAAGAUCGUCAACGGGUAUCCUCACAAAUAGGUGAUGCUUGUCGUAAUGUUGGAUUUUUUUAUAUAUCAAAUCACGGUGUAUCAUCCACACUUACAGAACGUGUAUAUGAACAAGCAAAACGAUACUUUUCUCAGUCACUUGAAGAAAAAAUGAAAUUAUAUAUUGGUUCAUGUCCAUGUGGAAAUAAUCGAGGAUAUACACCAAUGUUUGAAGAAAAAUUAAGUUUAAAAGGUGAUCUUAAAGAAGGUUUUGACUUGGCAAUGGAAUUACCAGCUGAUGAUAAAGAUCGAAUAGAACGAGGUGCUUUGUUAUAUGGACCUAAUUUUUGGCCUGAUAAUCUUGAAGGAUUUCGUGAAUGUAUUUAUGAUGAAUAUUAUUUAACAAUGAUUUCUCUUGGUCAUAAAGUACUAGAAGCUUUUGCAUUAUCUCUUAAUUUACCUUUGAAUUAUUUUAAAUCAAUGUCUCAAAAACCAAUGGUAACAAUGCGUCUACUUCAUUAUCCUCCUCAACCAGUAGUUCUUGAUGAAGAUCAACUUGGUUGUGGUGCUCAUACAGAUUAUGAAUGUUUUACACUUCUUUCACAAUCAAAUCAAUCAGGUCUUCAAGUACGUAAUAAUAAAGGAGAAUGGAUCCAUGCUACACCUAUUGAAAAUACAUUUGUUGUUAAUAUUGGUGAUAUGAUGCAACGAUGGACAAAUGAUCAAUUUAAAUCAACAGUUCAUCGUGUUAUUAAUGUAAGUGGUACAACACGUUAUUCAAUACCAGUUUUUUUUGGACCUGAUUAUUUUGCUGAAAUAAAAUGUUUAAUUAAUGACGAAACUCCAAAAUAUGAACCUGUUAUUGCUGGACAGUAUCUCACACAGAGAUUUGAUGAUACAUAUAAUUAUAGACAAAAAAAUUCAGACUCUUCUUAUUGA